Messenger RNA from Molossus molossus (Pallas's mastiff bat), 797 nucleotides. RefSeq names its product transmembrane protein 126B (gene TMEM126B). Gene Ontology annotation, biological process: mitochondrial respiratory chain complex I assembly. Bases 1 to 693 code for a protein of 230 amino acids. The record is from RefSeq and is a predicted model, not a curated record. Gene Ontology annotation, cellular component: mitochondrion. NCBI's taxonomy places the organism in Eukaryota, Metazoa, Chordata, Mammalia, Chiroptera, Molossidae. The transcript is spliced from 5 exons.
AUGGCGGCGCUCGGGCGCGAGGCUGGGGCUGACCCGAGAGCUAAAGGUGUGUUGCCGGUGGGAGCUGGCGAAGUGCCCAAGGACAUCAAGACGGCAACAUACAUACAUGAUCAACCCAGUCCUUCUCUAGGACAUACAAUAUUCAGAAGACCAAUGGUCAUUGACAUAAUAGAAAAAAAAUUUGAGGAUCUUAGAAAAGAAAAGACUUUAAAUAUAUAUGGAACACUGAUCUUUGGAACAACAGCUAGUUUUUCUGGAAUGCUGGCAAACUUCAUUUUCAGACACUGCUUCAAGGUUAAACAUGGUGCUGUGAAGACAUAUGCAUCAUUGACUACACUUCCAUUUUUGUCUACUAUAGUUGCUUAUAAGCUCCUUGUUACAGAUGCUUUGUAUUCAGGUAAUAUAAGCCAGGAAAAUUGUGCUGUGAGAAGUUCCCUGGUUGGCAUUGUAUGUGGUGUUUUAUAUCCCACUGGUUUGGCUUUUUCUAAAAAUGGACGUCUGGCAGUAAAGUAUCACACUGUUCCUCUGCCACCAAAAGGAAGGGUUUUACUUCAUUGGGUGAUGCUUUGUCACACAGAGGUAAAAGGAAUGUUGAUUCCUCUGGUCUUUCAGAUGCUCUUUGGAGUAUUUAAUGGUAUACAACAUUAUGCAAUAUGUGAAAGUACAUUUGCAAAAACUGUACAUGAAGAUUAACCAAAGAAUGAAUGGACUUUUUUUAUGAUGAAGACUCCGGUAUUGCUGAAAGAGUUCAAAGUAAUUCUGGACAAUUUGUUUCUGUUCUUUUUGUCUAGUAUAUA